AUGUCUGAUGCCCCCAGACCAGCUCUCAAGCUCAAGUUUGGGAAAAAGGCCGCCGAGCCUCCCCCAGCAGCUGAACCCGAGCCGACGCCGGCGCCCUCCGAAACUCCUCAGCGAAAGCUCACCUUGAAGAUUGCUCGCAAACCGUCACAGCCAGAAACACCCGAGGAGAAACCGAAAAAGAAGAAGCCAACAAAAAAACGACCAGCCGAGAAUGUCGCGCAGCCGGAACCCGCACCGGCCCAGCAAGGCCCGAAGCGACUCAAGCUGAAUCCAUCGAAGAAACCGGGGCUACAAUCCAUUCGCAUCAAGAACAAGGGGCUGGUCCCCAACCGACCGGUGGGAGUGGGCUACGACUCUGAGGCAUCGGACACCGAGAUCGACCCGGCUAUUGAGGAACAGUUUAUCCUACGAAUGCUUCCUGGAGAGGACUGCGAGUAUCUACGGCAGGCGAUUAACGAGAGGCGAUUUGACAAGUCCGAGUUUUCUUUCAAACCGCUGACUCGCGAGGGGCGACGCGCAAUUUUGAAGGUUCGCGACAAACAAUACGCCGCGUCUUUGGUGGACCUGCCCUGUAUCAUCGAAGGCAUGAAGAGUUGGGAUCGCCGAGGAUGGUACAAAUCUGCAGAUAUUUGCCAGAUGCUGCUGGUUCUGGGACCUGUUGCGAGCGACCAAGAAGCCUUAUCCUACCCACUUCCGCCGGAAGUCCAGCUUCUCGAUGAUAAAACGCUACAGUAUCCGCAUGGCCUUGCACCGCCAUUAAAGUGGGUGCGAAAGCGGCGAUUCCGUGAUCGUGUCAGUACGCGCACUAUCGAGCAAGUCGAGAAAGCCGUGGAGGAUUUGAUUGCCCAGGACGAAGCCUCGAUCUUUCCCCCGCGGUAUGAGUUGGUGGACACCGCCUCGCUGAAUCGUUCCGAGGGACUCUUACAAGGUGGAGACUACGAGGACUACGAUGAAGAGCAGGAUGCAGAGGGCGAGGCAGAUGAAGAUAUGAUGGACGACUUAGAAGAUACCCUUGCGGCCGAAAUGGAGGCCGCACUGGCUGCUGGAGAUGACGAGGCCGCUCCCGUGGCAGAAGCCGACCAGGGACAACCACCUACACCAGCGGAGGGAGUUGCUGGGGAUGCUGAAUCCUCUGGCGAUGAGAGCGACAUGUCUGCAGAGGGUGGUAACGAAGCGGAAGAUGACCUGGACGACGAACAGCUCGAGCAGCAACGCCAGCUCCAGCAGCAGCGUGAAGAGGUUACCGAGUUGGAAACCCUCAUCCGCACCGAGACCGCGACAUGGGAGAAGGUGCAAAACCAUAUUCUCCGCAAUAAAAUGGGACGACGCAUCCAGGAGCUGAAGAAGGACCUGGCGCUGAAAAAGGUCUCAAUCGGAAUGCCGGAUGACAACGACAUCUGA
This is a messenger RNA of Penicillium alfredii, 1401 nucleotides long. Its product is annotated as transcription initiation factor TFIID subunit 7 family protein. Gene Ontology annotation, biological process: transcription initiation at RNA polymerase II promoter; RNA polymerase II preinitiation complex assembly. Gene Ontology annotation, cellular component: transcription factor TFIID complex. The record is from RefSeq and is a predicted model, not a curated record. The transcript has a single exon. Lineage: Eukaryota; Fungi; Ascomycota; Eurotiomycetes; Eurotiales; Aspergillaceae. Bases 1 to 1401 code for a protein of 466 amino acids. Gene Ontology annotation, molecular function: RNA polymerase II general transcription initiation factor activity.